Oenanthe melanoleuca is the source of this 2033-nucleotide messenger RNA. RefSeq names its product interleukin-36 receptor antagonist protein-like. Gene Ontology annotation, molecular function: cytokine activity; interleukin-1 receptor binding. Bases 401 to 1072 code for a protein of 223 amino acids. The record is from RefSeq and is a predicted model, not a curated record. NCBI's taxonomy places the organism in Eukaryota, Metazoa, Chordata, Aves, Passeriformes, Muscicapidae. The transcript is spliced from 4 exons. Gene Ontology annotation, biological process: cytokine-mediated signaling pathway; positive regulation of gene expression; inflammatory response to antigenic stimulus.
CUCAGCGCGCAUGCGCGCCCGCCGCCGCUGUAGCGCAGCGGGGAAGGCGCCGCUCCCUCGACUCUGAGGUCGCGUGUUCGAGCCCUGCCGCAGCCGCCGCGGGCGUCGCGGUGCCCCACGCUGUGUCGUACUGUCGCCCCCCACUCCCCGCCAUGUGUCCCCUCUGUUGUCACCUCGCGGGGAUGCUGAGCAAUGGCCGGGGCGGGGCUCGCCCUUCCCAGCAGUGUGGCAACACCACUGACAGCCUCCUUCCUUCCUUCCUCCCUCACCGCGACCGCAGCGCCCGGAGCCGGGGGUCCCACGGGAACCGGGGGUGGCACCAGAACCGGGGCACCCACCAGAGCCGGGGGUCCCACCAGAUCCCACCAGAGCCGGGGGUCCCAGCUGAGCCGGGGGUCCCAUGGGUGAGCGCUGUCCGGCCGGGAGGGGACACGGAGCGCUCGGCACGGCCGGUGCCACCGCCGGGACCCCCGCCGGGGGAGCCGGGAGGGACCCCCAAAGCUCGGGGGGCGCGGGCAGGGGGCGCGGGGCUCUCCUGGUGACCACCCUCAGCCUCGCCCUCCUCUUCCUCCGCGCAGAGGCCGAAGGCUUCGCCCUCUGCCGCGAGCCCACGGUGCAGACCAAGGUGUUCCAGUACCGGCUGUGGGACGUGAACCAGCGCUCGCUGUACCUGCGCGACGGGCACCUGGUGGCCGGGCACCUGCAGGGCGCCAACGCCGCGCUGGAAGAGAAGGUGUUCUGGGUGCCCAACCGAGCCCUGGAGCCCGCGCGGCUGCCCGUGAUCCUGGGCAUCCAACACGGCUCCCGCUGCCUGAGCGCCGAGCGCGGCCCGCGCGGAGAGCCGCGCCUCAGCCUGCAGGACGUGGACAUCCGGGAGCUGCCCCGCGCCGGGGACAGCGCGGCCGCCUUCACCUUCUUCCGCUCCUACCGGGACGGGCUGUGGCGCUUCGAGUCGGCCGCGCACCCCGGCUGGUUCCUGUGCACGGCCCCGCGCGGCCACCAGCCCCUGGCGCUCUGUCGCCACCGCGAUGUCGCCUCCAACCUGAUCGACUUCUACUUCCAGCUCUGCUGAGCCCCCCCGGCCCCCGCGCGGGGACAGCCCGGCCCAGGGAGGGUGACAUCCACCUGGGGAGGGUGACAUCCUCAUCCCAGGGAUGGUGAUAUUCCCCUGGGGAGGGUGACAUCCUCCUGGAGAGGGUGACAUUCCCCUAGGGAGGGUGACAUCCUCCUGGAGAGGAUGGCAUCCCCACCGGGGCGGUGACAUCCUUAUCUCAGGGAGGGUGACAUCCUCACUGGGAUGGUGACAUCUUCAUGGGGAAGGUGACAUCCUUAUCCCAGCGAUGGUGACAUCUUACUGGGGAGGAUGCCACCCCCCGAGGGACGGCGACAUCCUCAGCCAGGGAGGAUGACAAGUCCUUGCUCCUCGGUGGCAUCUUCUCCAGGACGGUGACAUCCCUUCAGGACAGCGCCAUCCCCCUGAGGACGGCGCCAUCCCUCUGGGGACAGCGCCAUCCCCCUGGGGACAAUACCAUCCCCCUGGGGACAAUACCAUCCCCCUGGGGACAGCGCCAUCCCCCUGGGGACAGCGCCAUCCCUCUGGGGACAGUGCCAUCCCCCUGGGGACAGCGCCAUCCCUCUGGGGACAAUGCCAUCCCCCUGGGGACAGUGCCAUCCCCCUGGGGACAGCGCCAUCCUUCUGGGGACAGUGACAUCCCUCUGGGGACAAUACCAUCCCCCUGGGGACAAUGCCAUCCCUCUGGGGACGGCGCCAUCCCCCUGGGGACAAUGCCAUCCCCCUGGGGACAGCGCCAUCCUUCUGGGGACAGUGCCAUCCCCCUGGGGACAGCGCCAUCCUUCUGGGGACAAUACCAUCCCCCUGGGGACAAUGCCAUCCCCCUGGGGACAGCGCCAUCCCUCUGGGGACAGUGCCAUCCCCCUGGGGACAGUGCCAUCCCUCUGGGGACAAUGCCAUCCCCCUGGGGACAGCGCCAUCCUGACCGCGCCCCCGCGCGGGAAUAAAGAUGCUGCGGCCA